AUGCAGGCGGUCCAACGUUACCUGAGGUGCAAGUCUGGCAAGUGCACCGUUUCUGGCGCCCUCAGACCAGCAGAACGGUCUGGGGGGCCUCCAGGGGGUACCUGGGUCUGGGUACCAGGCAGCGCCUAUCUGGGCCUACCGUGUGGAGCCACUACCAUUACCACGACUAAGAUCUCGACCACGACUGCGACUCCGUCUCCUCCUCCUUCAGAACACGAGUCUGAAACUGCCGUCUCUGAUCUCCAGACGCGAGCUCAUUCAAGCCACACAAGCAUCAGCAUCAGCAUAGCACCAGCAACCAGCACCAGCACCAGCAACCAGCAUCAGAAUCAGACGCAGACGCAGACGCACCAGCUUCUCCACCAGCAGCAGCAACAACAAGCCCGCCUCGCCUUGUUCCCGUCCCGCUGGCUCGCGCGCCCCUCGAGGCCGCACAGGUGGUUGAAGGAAGACCCCUGGUCCACUCUAAACCCAAGCCCAAGCCCCUACCGCUUAAAUCGUCCAUUACGCCCCUCCACUAGAGCCCGAUUCCGAUGCGACGAGACACGCCGACAGCCCGGUCAGGUCCACUCAAUUGUUCUUCUCCUGAAUCGUACCCUAUCCUAUCGCUUCAAUCAGACGGCACUGCUGUGUUCUGCCCCGUCCUGUCUUGCUGCCCUGCUCGUGCCCGUUCGUGUUCGUGCCGGCUGGCUCACCUUCGACCUCGACCUCGACCUCGACCUGGACACCUCUGACCGACACGUCCGCUUUCCUCUUUGA
This is a messenger RNA of Diaporthe amygdali, 759 nucleotides long. RefSeq lists its product as uncharacterized. The transcript has 2 exons. The record is from RefSeq and is a predicted model, not a curated record. Bases 1 to 759 code for a protein of 252 amino acids. NCBI's taxonomy places the organism in Eukaryota, Fungi, Ascomycota, Sordariomycetes, Diaporthales, Diaporthaceae.